AUGGACGCUACACCUGCCUACGAGAGGGCUCUCAAUGAGUCCCAGAUCCAUGAACAGCUUCCGAAUGAGAUUGCGGAACUCAUUCGCACAGCUUCUGGGACUCAGUACCUGAAUGCGCUUGCGGUUGGCGCUUCAAGGUCAGGAUGUACAGAAAAUUUCUUUUGCAUAUUCGAACCGAUUUUUGUGGACUUGGCAGCACGAUGGAUUUUGUCCGACUUUCAACUCAACCAAAUCGAAGUUAUUUCCGCAUUUGCGCGAAUCCUACCUUUCGCGCCGUAUCUUCGACCCUUUGCUAGCCAAUAUGCCAUGUCCCGGGCUGGACCUUUGUCGACGUUGGCUGCGUCCGACGAGCAAACACUAAUGCAGAUGGAUGAUGCUACAAUUCGCACCUUACUUCUAGCGAUCUUUCGACUUCUUUCAUACGAUUUAGAGACCUUUUCGAAUUCCGUGUCACCGUCCCGACUCCAGCUCUUUUUCCGACACCGAGACUCGUCCGUUCGAUACCUUGCAGUGCGAUGCUUUGCUCUGUACGUGCGCGCAGCCGAUGCUGCCACGGAGAAGUUGGUUCGGGCAAAUAUCACCGGGGAGGCUUUUGAGGGCAGUUGGGAAGGCAUCGUUAUCGACUAUCGCUGCCUUGGUCUAUGGGAAGAGCGCCGGUGGGAUACUCUUCUGAAGCGAGUUGAGCUUGCAAGAUCUAGUCGUUCAACUGUGGAAAGCUUAUCUCAGGUUGAGAGCCUACGAGAAUAUUUCACUCCGCGAACUGCCGAGGUUUGUGGUGUCUUAAUACCACGACUGAAUGACACGGUAUCUCCGGCGUCUUCAAUGGUGAAAACACCAACCGCAGUGGGAAACCUGCGGAAGGUCGCUUCAUCUUUGACCACGUCUAGUCCUCUGCUCUUGAUCGGCUUGCCAAACUCCGGGAAGACUUCACUAGUCAAUGACAUUGCGGCGACAAUGGGCCAAUCGGAAUCCAUGGUCACACUUCAUUUGAAUGAACAAACAGAUGCCAAGAGUCUUCUUGGAAUGUAUUCGACCUCCCCGACCACAGGUUCAUUCGCGUGGCAGCCGGGUGUGUUGACGAAGGCGGCAAGAGAAGGCCGCUGGAUUCUGAUUGAAGACUUCGAUCGCGCUCCCUCUGAAGUCAUUGGCCUUAUUCUCCCUAUAAUAGAGAAAGGGGAAUUGACCAUAGCCAGCAGAAAGGAGCGAAUUAAGUGUGCUGAAGGAUUCAAAAUCAUUGCCACCAUGAAGUCUUCGUACAACAUCGCUGGCGAAGAGAUCGCCCCAAAUACCACCAUCCUGGGCAGCAGGUUAUGGCAGCGAGUUUCUAUCGAUUCCCUCUCAAUUGAUGAGAUCCGCGAGGUGAUAACACAAAAGUUCCCUCUUCUAGAAUCCCGGAUCCAGAUCAUCAUGAGCGUGUAUCAAAACCUCUGUUCUUCCUUCCACGGGAGCCUUGCGAUUAAAAGCUCCCAAGGCCGGACCCCGGGUCUUCGUGACUUAAUAAAGCUUUGCAGCCGACUGCAUAAGCGACUGCAGCGUCUAGGUGUAAAGACGGGCUACGAAGCUACCCCUGAAGGUGCUGACGACGAAAUUUUCAUGGACUUUGUGGAUAUCUUCCUCAGUUACAUCCCCGAGAAGUCUAUGGCAGAAUCCCUGGCUCUGGUCGUUGCGGAAGCGCUUCAGAUAUCGCCUCAGCGAGCACAAUAUACCCUUCAUGAGCGCGUUCCAGCAUAUUCAGACCAGGGAAACAGUCUUGUGCUUGGAAGAGAAAUUUGCCGGAAAGUCAAGGUGCCUACGGGUUCAUUAUCCAAGAUGUCUGCUGCCUCGUCACGCUUCGCUUCUACAAGAUCUGCUGUCAGCCUUAUGGAACAAGUUGCAGCUGCCAUGCAAAUGGCAGAACCCGUUCUUCUUGUUGGAGAAACUGGUAUCGGAAAGACGACAGUGAUCCAACAACUGGCCACCUUAUUACGCCAAAAGCUCACGGUAGUGAACUUGUCACAACAGAGUGAAAGCUCUGAUCUUCUAGGUGGUUUUAAACCCGUGAACAUUCGUACUAUGGCUGUCCCUCUGCUUGAUGAAUUUACCUCGGUAUUCGAGUUGACAUUCUCAGCAAAGAAGAAUCACAAGUUCCUGUCAUCCGUCUCUAAAAGCGUUACCACGGGAAAUUGGGUACGCUUGGUAAAUCUUUGGCAUGAAGCCGUUCGGUUAGCGGAGGGUGUUUUCAAAGCAGACAAUAGGCAAGGGAAAGAGUCCGAGGAAGGACAGCCAGCCAAAAAACGAAAACUCGAUUCGCCGAAAUACCAGCAGUUGCGACAGCGAUGGGAAAGGUUUGCGGCACAGUUGAACGAUUUCGAGGCCCAAGUUUCCCAGGGCGACGCCAAAUUCACCUUUGCUUUUGUCCAGGGUAAGAUCGUCCGAGCGCUACGCAAUGGUGAAUGGGUACUCCUCGAUGAGGUCAAUUUGGCAUCGCCAGAUACUCUGGAAAACAUCGCCAGUCUUCUGCAUCAUGGUAGCGAUGGUACACCUUCCGUUCUGCUUUCAGAAGCCGGUGAUGUGGAGCGCGUUUUCGGGCAUCCCGAGUUCCGUAUAUUUGGUGCCAUGAACCCGGCAACAGAUGCAGGGAAGAAGGAUUUACCUCCUGGCCUUCGCUCUCGGUUUACUGAAGUAUACGUGCAUUCUCCUGAUAGUGACAUUGAUGAUCUGUUGUCAUUGAUACAGAAGUAUCUCGGUGACUUGGCAUUAAGCGACUCCAGAGUCGUAUCAGACCUUGCCCACCUCUACAUGGAAACUAAGAAGCUCAGCAACGAGAACAAGCUCACAGACGGAGCCGGGCAACGUCCACAUUUCAGCAUACGAACGCUCGUCCGUGCCUUGAUCUACGUGGCUGACCAUGCACACAUAUAUGGGUUACGCCGAGCUGUUUUCGAAGGAUUCUCCAUGAGUUUCUUGACUGUCUUGAGUCAGGAAUCGGAAAGGCUUCUGGCGCCUCUACUGGAGAGACACAUUUUCAACAAUGCGAAGAACGUCAGGGCGCUUCUUGGACAAACCCCUAGACCCCCAAGUGAUGGGCAUUCUUAUGUGCAGUUCAAACACUACUGGAUGCGGCAAGGGAACACCAUUCCCGAGGAACAGCAUCAUUACAUUAUCACACCUUUCAUUGAGAAGAACUUGAAGAAUCUAGUUAGAGCAAGCUCAACUCGCCGAUUCCCAGUUCUGUUGCAGGGCCCAACUUCCGCUGGAAAAACAAGUAUGAUUGAAUAUCUGGCGAAGGUCUCUGGGAAUAAAUUUGUUCGGAUCAACAACCAUGAACACACAGAUCUCCAAGAAUAUCUGGGGUCGUACGUUUCCGACGAAGACGGAACCCUGCGUUAUCAGGAGGGUAUUAUGGUAGAAGCUUUGCGAAAUGGAUAUUGGAUCGUUCUGGACGAGCUCAACUUGGCGCCAUCGGAUGUCUUGGAAGCAUUGAACAGACUUCUUGACGACAAUCGUGAACUAUUCAUACCUGAAACCCAGGAGGUGGUUCACCCGCACCCGAACUUCAUGCUUUUUGCCACGCAGAAUCCAGCUGGUCUUUACGGUGGUCGAAAGGUGCUAUCCCGCGCUUUUCGCAACCGUUUCCUUGAGCUUCACUUUGACGACAUCCCGGAAAGUGAGCUCGAGUUCAUCUUGAAGGAACGUUCUCAGAUCGCGCCUUCAUUCUGUACCCGAAUCGUAUCCGUAUACCGGAAGCUAUCCCUACUCCGCCAAGCAAAUCGACUUUUUGAGCAGAAGAAUAGCUUUGCCACCCUGCGUGACUUGUUCCGAUGGGCGCUCCGACGAGCAGACGACCGUGAUCAGUUAGCAAUCAACGGUUUCAUGCUGCUUGCAGAGCGUGUUCGCAAUCCACAAGAACGGGCGGCCGUGAAGAGUGUUAUUGAAGAAGUCAUGAAAGUCCGCAUUGACGAGGAUGUGAUAUAUGGUGCUUCGGCGCUAGACCAGCGAGCGCCUCUUCUCAAAACUCUUGCUCCUGGAAUUGUGUGGACGAAGGCCAUGCGAAGAUUAUUCAUUCUGGUUUCUGUUGCGCUGGAGAACAACGAGCCUGUCCUGCUCGUUGGAGAGACGGGUUGCGGAAAGACUCAGCUAUGUCAAGCCGUUGCAGAGGCUUACAGGAAGCAAUUACUCAUCGUCAACGCACAUGUGAAUCUGGAAACAGGUGAUCUUAUUGGAGCUCAGAGGCCUGUUAGAAACAGGGCAGCCAUCGAACAAGCUUUGCUGAGUGACCUUCGGUCCAUCAUCCCUGGAGAAAAUGUUGAAUCAAGCUCGGUCGAGGAGUUGAAACAAGCUUUCAGCGCGUUGGGCGCUGACCAGUUGCAAGCACACGACCCCGAGACAGUGCAACGAAUCGUGAAAAAUAUUGCGCGUGUAAAUGCUUUGUUUGAAUGGUCCGAUGGAAGCUUGAUUACUGCCAUGAGAACGGGGCAGUUUUUCCUCCUCGACGAAAUCUCACUGGCUGACGAUUCGGUGUUGGAAAGAUUGAACAGUGUUUUGGAACCCCAUCGAUCGAUUCUUCUUGCGGAAAAAGGUCCGGUUGAUUCAAUGGUAGUCGCUGAUGACGGUUUCCAGUUCCUUUCUACCAUGAACCCGGGAGGAGAUUAUGGAAAGCGUGAGCUCUCUGCAGCCCUCAGAAACCGACUGACUGAGAUAUGGGCUCCGCAGCUCUCUGAAGACGAAGACAUCUUACCCAUCCUCCAAAUGAAGCUUGAGAUGAAGUCCGAAGAUAUCCCCAAGGGCAUGUUGCAAUUCGCGAAAUGGUUCAAAUCGACCUUGCAGAAUUCUUCAACCGAAUCGCUUUCUAUCCGUGACCUCCUUGGCUGGGUCGAUUUCGUCAACAAGUGUCAGACUACAGACCCUCUAUUUUCAAUUGUGCAGGGUGCGGCAAUGGUCUUUAUCGACACUAUUGGCGCAAAUCCAGCGGCAAUGCUCGCGUCAACGUUGCACGAUCUGGAAGGGAACCGACGACUAUGUCUUGCCAAGCUACGAGAACUCUUCAAUGUGGAUGCCGAGAGCAUUUAUCUCCAACGCUCCACCAUUGAUAUAGAAAAUGGUUCCCUACGCAUCGGCCCAUUCGUCCUUGAUAUGAAUGGUCAGACAACACCAGACCCGGAAUUCAUAAUGGAUGCUCCUACGACAAUUGCCAACUCUGUUAGAAUUGCCCGUGGUUUGCAACUUCCGAAACCCAUUCUUCUCGAGGGCAGUCCAGGUGUAGGAAAAACCACACUUGUGACAGCUCUUGCCAAGGCAUUAGGAAAGCCUCUUACUCGGAUAAAUUUGUCUGAACAAACUGAUCUUACAGACCUGUUUGGAUCAGAUGUGCCGGUGGAGGGUGGUGAUGUUGGUCAAUUUACUUGGCGCGAUGCCCCGUUCCUACAGGCGAUGCAGCGUGGUGACUGGGUUCUUCUGGAUGAAAUGAAUCUUGCCUCGCAGUCUGUUCUUGAAGGUCUGAAUGCCUGUUUGGACCACCGUCAAAUGGUUUACGUUGCAGAGCUUGAUCAAACGUUUAAAAGACAUCCCGACUUUGUCCUCUUUGCUGCGCAGAACCCGCAUCAUCAAGGUGGUGGAAGAAAGGGUCUUCCGGCCUCUUUCGUCAACCGAUUCACGGUUGUGUAUGCGGAUAGCUUCACCAACGAUGACCUGAAGAGGAUAUGCGCAAAGCUUUUCCCUGGGAGCCCUUCCGCACAAACUGAUGGGUUGGUGGACUUCGUGUCGAGGUUGAAUAGGGCUAUUGUUCAAGAACGAAGACUAGGCGCGGUUGGAGGCCCAUGGGAAGUUAAUCUACGAGAUAUCCAAAGGUGGCUCCAGCUAGCAGACCGUGGGUAUUUGCAGAUCCCGACAAGCAACUUCCUUGAUGUCAUCAUCUCCCAGCGAUUCAGGUCUCAAGAGGAUCGGCAGUUGGUCGCUCAGAUUUAUGAGCAGGUUUUCAAGGAUACACCAAGAAUGGCCAAAAACUACUACCACAACCUCACGCCAGACUACAUGCAAGUUGGUUUUGGGACAAUGCGAAGGGAUCCGUUCCUCCAGCAGACCCCGGAACCCCAGAUGAAGAUACUUCCGCGAGAUCUUUCGAUUCUUGAGUCUCUUAUGCUAUGUAUCGAACAAUCAUGGCCCAGUAUCUUGGUUGGACCUUCUGGCUGUGGCAAAACCACUCUGAUCCGAAAGCUCGCGGCCUUGAAUGGUGCCAGCCUUGUUGAGUUGGCCCUGAGUGCUGACACCGACACGAUGGACUUGAUUGGUGGCUUUGAACAAAUUGACCAUAAGCGGGAGGUGUCGUCUCUGAUGCAAGAUAUCUCCCUAUUGCUCCGACAAUACAUCAUUUCUGCAUACUCCUCGGGGAGUGGUUUUGAUGGAGUUCCCGCCUUUCUUCAACUCUAUGAAGCUCUGCAGGACAAGGAGAUCUCAUUGGACAACAUUUGUUCAUCGCUUACGACACUAUGCCAACUUUAUUCCGAAAAAUCCCUUGAAGAUCUCCUUCUCCGUGGUCAAAAUUUGCUGGAAAAAUCAAAACAGUCGGACAAGAUGAAAGUGGGAUUUGAAUGGACAGAGGGCGUCUUAACGCAAGCUGUGCAACAUGGACACUGGGUUAUUCUCGAUAAUGCCAACCUUUGCAACCCCUCUGUUCUGGACAGAUUGAACUCGCUCACUGAACCCAAUGGUGCUUUGAUUCUCAAUGAGCAACGGACUGAAGACGGUUCUGCUCGUGUUAUUAAGCCGCAUCCAAAUUUCAGGCUAUUUUUGACAGUUGACCCUCGUCAUGGAGAACUGUCUCGCGCCAUGAGGAAUCGUUGUGUUGAGGUUUGCUUCUUACCUCAGGAAGAUGACAACAUAGCGGGCACAUUCACGCCUUCCUAUACAUGCCAGUCUUCCUUGUAUCGCCUUCGCUCUAUCUGGAACUUCGAUUCUCCGGUCAUCACUGAAGACCUAACGCGGGUAGCCUAUAAGGUGUGCCUAGAUCACCUUUCCAUCGGAGAUCUUGCCUAUCUCCAGAGAAAUCUCAAUCUCUUCCUACCGUACUGUUCGGAUUCUGUGAAGGAACUGCUCUCGUCGAUACUGCCUCAGUACGUGUCCGUUGUGCAUGACAAUUCGGGCUGGAAGCCUCUUGGUUAUUUCAACAGCACCGUUGCACUUGGCGGUGCUUCCUUGUCUAUUCAGGGACAAUCGCAGCCUCUUCAUCCUUUGGUCAAUGAGCCACUAGCUUCAAUCUUGUGUGAUGAUGUGUCGUUCACUCCCCUUGCAAUUCUGGCGCAAUUACAAGAGUCCAAGCUGGAUCUGUAUCGCUUAAGACAGGGCCUGCAACAAGCAGAUGAGUCAGGAAAACAACUGAAACCGAGUCAAAUGAGUCGAUUGGAGCGGUCCCUGGCUUCCGGGCGCAUCCCGGCUCUCAUGAAAGAUGCAACUCAGCCAGUUGGCUCUUUCCUGUCGGACUGUGGACAAGCAGUGUAUGACUUCAUACAGGGUUUGGAUCAAGAGGUUCUUCAGGCACCUCAGCUUCUCCCCAUCCUUCGAGCAGUCAUCGACUUUUCCAUGGAUAUCUUCAGACUAACUACAGCAAGUGAGGUGGAUGAAGGUGAGUUCCAGGUGUAUCUCCAAAUUGGCAGAGAGUUAUCUGCCUCUCUAGCAGACUCUUGGGCCCUUUUGAAACCAUUGGCGUUUGCCCUGUCCCAAGCGCUUGACCGAUUCCAAGAAAACUGGGCACUUAAAACCGGACUUAGCAUGCAGAGACUGUGGGAGUCCUGGAGACCUGCAACGCCCUCAACACAAAGUCAAUUAAAGUCCAUUCUAGACCUGGAGGCGGUGGCUUCCGAGUUUACCGAUAUUGCCAUCAAAACUCGUCUUGAUUUGUCUAAUCUAAGUCGGGUUCGCGACUCACUCAUCAACGCCCAGCAUUCUAUUCUCGUUGACGGCGCAGACGAAGGACUCCUUGUGCAGGGUCUCAAACAAAUGGUAGCGGAGCUGGCAAAUGCCACACAGAACCGCGAGGCAGCUCAGAAUCCGUAUUUCUUGGAUCAGUUUGAAGCUCUCAGUCAGUACCAUGACAUAUCCUCUGUCUCUCGAAGCAACAAGAGCAGUGGCCAUGCCAUUCAAUCGGUGCUUCCUUUACUCGCUGGUCGUCCUGCCCGUCCUCUGGAUGCUUCAAUGUUUCAAACUCAAGUGCCCAGUACCCUUCACAAGCUGUCACUAUUCUCAGGAUCGGGGCGUUCGUCGGCAUUCGGCACCGCUAUCAACGGCACCUUUUCUUUGGACCUACUCAAGAAAUUGACUUUUGUCGAUCUCACGAUCUUAGGUCAGAUGGACGCCCUCGAAGUGGAGAAGCAGACUCUUUCCAAGAGUUUGGCCCUAUCUUCCCAUGAGGUUUCCAUGGAUCAAUUUAGAGCCCUCAGGCGAGUCUUAUGCGAACUCACUCGAGAGCUUGUCCUUGUGCACAAGGAUUUCUUUGAGCCGCAGUCAUUUGACCAAUUGGUUUCUACGUUGAAGGCGGUCGCUGAACAAGGCACUUCUACUAGCCCACUAUCGGUCAAUAUUCACUUGGAUAAAAGACUACCUGGUGACCAUUAUUUCAAGGCUUUUGCGGAACGAGCACUUCCAGCUCUUCUAGUGUCUCUGGCGACCGAUUCCGUAACUACAGAGGAUGCUCAAAACGCGGGGGCUGCUGUGGUCCAAUUAGCUACCAUACUUCUGCGACUUUUCGUUCCGGACAAGCCAUUUGAUCCCUCUUUGAGCUUAGUUGUUCAAAGGAGUCGCCAUGCACAGCGCACUUCCGAGCUCACUACCAAGGCACAGGCGAUCUCCUCGUUCGAACUUGGCUUCUCCGGUCAAGCCACGAACAUCCGCCACGAUAUCCUGCAGGGACAAUUGCGCGAUUUGGGCUCAGCACCUCCCCCCUCUUCUAUUACUCGGCCGCCUGUCUCAGAGAUGAGUCUACUCCAUGCGGAAUUCUCAAGCUUAGUGAGGUCUGUUCUCGAUAGACAUCCCGAAAACAUCGUAAACGCCCCGGUUGAGAAGGCAUCUGAAGGCUUGGUGGGACUAUUGCGAGAUAAUAUCCGCCAACUGAGCCAACGUCUGAGCACAAACUACCGAUCUUAUGACGACUUGACAGUCCCUGUUGUUCGCUUCCUUGAAAUCCUGGAUCUCGGUCUUUCCCUUGCUUCCAGCCGAUUCCAGUCACCAAAUGAUAUGCAGGCCGUUCAGACCAUCAGCGAGAGCACGCCGUUCCUUGGAGGCCAUGUUCAUCCGAUUUCGGCCUUCGAGAGUCAAAUCACUGAUGCCAAUCCAAAGCGUGCUAUCGAGCUGUGGUUCCACAAAUUAUCAUCCUUGAGAGUGGCCGGGAAUGCGGACGCAACAGUGCUUUCUACUCAGGUGGGACGCAACGCUCUUCGCAAGCUAUUCGAUCACUUCCAUUUGUUGUGGAAGGCAAAGCUGCGGGAGGAUCAGGAAGAAGAGGCGCAGAACUCCAAUCUAUACCACUACAGGGGAUCCUGGGAAGAUGGCGAGGAAGUUAACGAGAAGGAACUCAAUGAGCUUUUCCCUACAUAUGACGGCGAUACAGCUGAAGAAGGUGCCAAGCCUACCCGCAUUGAUCCCAAGGCUAUUUCCCUCCGGCUCGCCUCCCUGCACGCAAAAUUAUUCCGGGUCGAAAACCCUGCGAGUGUUCUCACAGCCUACGUCAAAGAAUCUGCUACACUGCUCGGUUCAAUCUGGUCUGAGAAAGAGGGUUCUAGUUCUUACGUUCAUCCUAAGGAGCAUAUCUCCGGUAUACUCCUGCUUUUGGAGGACGCCCUCAACAUAGAGGCAGACUCUGUGAACAACUACAACUUCUAUACUGAUGCAAACAUCGGAGAAGCCCGGAAACUUGUCUCUUUGGCCUUGUCCACACAAUCUCGAUUCCUCCAGAUUCAGAAGUCCUGGCCUGACCAUGCUGUUCUCGAGGAUGUUAUCCUAUGUUGCAAGGAGAUCCUCCAGUUCAAGCACACCGAGCCUGUUGCGAAGUUCAUCACCAAGGUUGAGAAGCUGCAUGGGCUGGUUCACGAGUGGCAGCUUGUUGCAAGCAGAGAAUUCUCAGCGGCAGCUGUUUACGACGAGAUCACUGCCUUGACCAUCAAUUGGCGACGACUUGAGUUGUCCACCUGGGCUAGACUUUUGGAGAUCGAAAGAGAGAAGUGUGGACAAGAUGUGGGCUCGUGGUGGUUUGUUGCCUAUGAGGCAAUCAUUGGUGCCCCUAUUCAGAUCGCGGAGGCUAGCUCGGGAGAGUUGAACAACCACGUUCUCGAGGUUAUCUCAACAUUGGAACAAUUCUUCCUCUCAACCACUCUGGGCCAGUACAGUGGACGCUUGCAACUCAUUAAGGACUUCCGCACGUUGUUACUGCUUUAUGUUGAGGACCUUCCUUCCCUGAAGCAACUCACCUCCGCCUUGAACAACUUCAUUCAACGUUACACGCAGUACGAGCCCGUGGUGCACAAGAUACUGAAUGAAAGAAGAGUGGCGCUCGAGAAGGAAAUCAAGGAGCAGAUUCAGCUCGCUAGUUGGAAGGACACGAACAUUGUUGCUCUCCGGGAAAGUGCCCGACGAUCGCACACCAAGUUGUUCAAAUUGGUCCGCAAAUAUCGGGAGAUACUAGUUCAACCUGCUCAACAAUUUCUGGAGCAGGACAUGCCGGAUGAUAACGAAGAGCUCAAACCCACCCUUCACCGACCAGACCUAUCCUCAGCAAGCUUCCCGGGCGCUCUUGAAAUGUGUCAAACAAUUGAUAAAGCCUGGGCUAAUCGGCCGCCCAGAUUCAGAGAUCCAAGUGGUACAGUGGGCAACAUGACACACAUGUAUGUGUCCAUUCCUGCCGAGUUUGAUGUGGCCGGGGAACUUGAAGGCUUUGUCAAAUUCUUCAUUGAGAGCAUAAAGGAAUUCAGGACACAAACACCCAAGGUUCUGACCGAGGAGAACAAGGAUGGGGUGCAGCAUCUGAAGGUCCAAAAGCGUCGCUUCUAUGCGGACACAUUGCGUCGCAUCAUGGAAAUGGGCGUCAAGCGCAGUGCUAGCAUGAACUUGAUGGAAACGCAAGCAUCCGUUUCACAUGUCCUUGCUACCAGCCCAACCUUGGGAGGCGAGGCCAUGCAGAACGAUACCACGAAGAGUGCCGACCUGUACUUCCACAGAUUCUUAGACCUCCUUCCUCGUGUGCGUCAAGCAUCGCGCAACUACUCUGAAGAUCUCAGCAACGUGGAAAUCUCAAGAAGCUCGGGAUCUAUUGAACACUUGCUGUUCUUGAUUCGCAAGCAGAGAACUGUUAUCUCACCCGCGCUAUUCGACUUGGAAGCACUCAAUUCAACGCUUGUCAAGACCGCAAACAUGUGGACCUCAGGGUCCAAGUCGAUCUACAAGCCAAUUGCCGGGUUCUUAGAGCAGACGCAAGACGUGUCACGGGCCGUCUCCUGGUUGGCUCCUAUACUUGGGCUGGCCGCUACAAUUGUGGAACUGCAUGCCAAGUUCUCCGGCAUCGACUGUCUGGUCGUCUCUAAUGGUUUGCGCUCUUGGAAAGAAACGUUUGACCGCUUGCGAAAGUCGCUCACCAGCCUUCCGGAGCUGCCAAAGGGUGUAUCCUCACAGGACCAUAAGGGAGUUCUGGAGGAGACCUCGUCCUCUUUCACUGAGCUGAACCAACAAAUCAUCCAAUGGACUGAAGCCCGUCCUGAUCUUUCCUUUGCCUUGUCCCAGAUAACCCCUUGGACUAACGUCAACAUCCAGGCGAUUGAAGGGUUGCGUACUGAUGAUGGAUUGGCGAUUGAGGACUUUGAUCGAAGUCUCCUCGCAGCGGUUGACAAAAUUCUUGUCAGUAUUCAAAAACUCAGAGAGGCACCGACUCUCGUUGCAUCCCCAGGUCUCCUGGCACGAAGUGACGAGUUCUUCAAUAAGGCAGUCAAGGCUAUCCACGUGGCCGGUAUCACUUCGUCACUCGAUUCUGUCCUGGAAACGCUUCAGCAUGUUCAAGAGCGCGCAGAUUCCGGACUUGCCUUCGCGAGCGCACUACUCGCCAGUCUGCUUCCCAUCAUGAACAAGUACUGCCACAUCUGCAAGGAUCUUCUGGAUCGAUUCAUCACCGUCCACCGCGAGACGUGCAAGAUGUCAUAUGUGCUCGCCAAGUCCUUCAACCAGAUCGCUUCCGAGGGAUUCUGCAUGCCCGCCGAGGCAUCCACAGAAGAGAGCAAGUCUGGGCAAUUGGAGAGUGGAACGGGUCUCGGUGACGGCGAGGGCGCUGAUGAUAUCAGCAAAGAUGUCGGAGCUGAUGAAGACCUCUCGGAGCUUGCCCAGGAACAAAACGAAAACCCUAAAGAGGACAUGGACAAGUCUGCGGACGCAGUGGACAUGGACCAGGAAGACAUGCAAGGCGAGGAGGGUGAGCGCAAGGAAGACGACGAACAAGACAAUGACGAGAGUGGCGACGAAGAGGAAGAUGGUGAUAUCGAUGAGGAAGUAGGAAGCGUGGAUGAUCUCGAUGCCUCGGCAGUGGAUGAAAAGAUGUGGGAUGGCGCCCACGACGAGCAGCAAAAGGAGACUGAGAACGAACAAGGCAAGGGUCAGAAUGAGUCCGACGAGCAGUCUGCAGCGCACGAGGAGAAGAAGAAGGACGAGAAUGGAGAGGAGGCUGAGAAAAAGGAGGGCGAGGAUGAGGAAGAAGAGCCGGAAGAGGAUGAAGAAUCUCCCGAGGAAGAAGGCGAAGCUGUUGGACGUGAAGAUAUGGAUGUCACAGAUCCACAUGCCAAGGAAGAGGAAGCUCUUGACCUUCCGGAUGAGAUGCAACUUGAUGGCGAGGAGAAGGGCGACGAAGGCCAAGAAAGUGACGACGGUCUCGACGAUGACCUGUCGGACUUAGGAGCUGCUCCUGCAGAGGAGGAGCAGAACGCAGAUGGUCUAGACGACAACCAAGAGAACGAUGGCAUGGAGCCGGGUGAAGAAGAGCAAGACAUUGAUCAAGCCGAGGAAGAAGCCAAUGAGGAUGACAACAUGGGCGAAGCCGAAGCUGAUGGUGAAGAAGAAACCGAGAAGCCUGGAGAGGAACCCGAGGAAACGCCCCAAGACGACCUUCUCCUCCAGUGUGACGAGAACGAGAUGAAUGGAGAAGACGUGGCACCUAGCGAUGCUGUCAAUGGUGGACUGGGUGCUGACCAGGACCAGAAUCAAGAAAAGGGCGCAUCCGGUAACGCACAGCAAGAGAACGGCUCUAAGGACCAAUCUGCUGAGCAGCAACAACAAACCGGUGCUUCUAAGGAUGGAGACGACAGUGAGCGGCACAGAGAUGCAGGAGGCGCGGACGAUCCCAACCCCGAGGACCCUCAGCUGCAGGCAUUCAAGAAGCUGGGUGAUAUGUUAGAGGAAUGGCAUCGCAGGCAGAAAGAAAUCAAGAACGCCUCCAACCAGGAAGACGAAGAGUCCCAAGAUCCUCUGCCUCAGGAUACAGACAUGGCAGAUGCGGAUUUCGAGCAUCUCGCAGACCAAGACGAUGUCGCCGAUACUCAAGCCCUUGGCCAAGCAAAUGAGGAGCAAGCAAAGGCCCUCGAUCAGAAUAAGGGCGUCGAGUCAGACAUCAAGCCUGGAGAGAACGAGCCUCUGCCGGACUCGGACGAACCCCAAGACCUUCCGGGCAAUGAGCUGGAAGAUGAAAUGCAGCUGGAUCAGGGUCCCACGGCUGCUGAAGGACAAUCCGCAGGCGCGAUGAUCCCUGGCAACUCGCAGACCCAGGAGCGCACCACUGACGCUCUCGGUCAACAAGAAAUCAACGAGGAGCUAGAUGAAGUGGACGCACAUCUCGCAGCCAUCCACCUUUCGUCCACUCUGCCCCCUCUCACCCCCAGGGAUGAGGCCCAGCGACUCUGGUCGCACUACGAAUCCGUCACUAACGACCUCUCCCUCUCUCUGACCGAACAACUCCGCCUCAUCCUCGCACCGACCAUGGCAACGAAGCUGCGCGGCGAUUUCCGCACGGGUAAACGGCUGAACAUCAAGCGUAUCAUUCCGUACAUCGCGUCGCAAUACAAGCGCGACAAGAUCUGGAUGCGACGAUCCAUCCCCUCCAAGCGCAACUAUCAAAUCAUGCUUGCUGUCGACGAUAGCAAGUCCAUGCUGGAGAGCGGAAGUGGCCAACUUGCGUUCGAAACCCUAGCGCUCGUAUCCAAGAGUCUUAGCAUGCUCGAAGCCGGCGAUCUCUGUGUCCUCGGAUUCGGCAGCGAAGACCACGUCCGUGUUGCGCACGACUUCGGCAAACCGUUCUCGUCGGAAGCCGGCAUGCAGGUCUUCCAGCACUUCAGCUACCAGCAGACCGGCACCAACGUGCGCAAACUGAUCGCCGACUCGAUCGCCUUGUUCCGAGAAGCUCGCUGGAAGCAGUCUCCGGGAGGAAGCAACGCCGACCUCUGGCAGCUGGAGCUCAUCAUCUCCGAUGGUAUCUGUGAGGACCACGACACUAUUCAGCGCCUUGUGCGCCAGGCCCAGGAGGAGCGGAUCAUGAUUGUGUUCAUCAUCGUCGAUGCCGUCAAGGGCAGUUCGAUCCUGGAUCUCAGCCAGGCUAGCUUCGAACCGGACACUGAGAGCGGGACUGGAGAGAUGAAGUUGAAAAUGAAACGGUAUCUGGAAGAAUUCCCCUUCCCUUAUUAUCUGGUCGUACGCGAUGUUAAGGAGUUACCGGCUGUUUUGGCUACGGCGUUGAAGCAAUGGUUCGCAGAGGUUGUUGAUGUUUCCUCUUAA
Molecule: messenger RNA, 14763 nt
Organism: Aspergillus affinis
Lineage: Eukaryota; Fungi; Ascomycota; Eurotiomycetes; Eurotiales; Aspergillaceae
Product: AAA family ATPase midasin
Exons: 2
Coding region: 1-14763 (4920 amino acids)
Biological process (GO): ribosomal large subunit assembly; rRNA processing
Cellular component (GO): nucleus; preribosome, large subunit precursor
Molecular function (GO): ATP hydrolysis activity; ATP binding
Source: RefSeq, a predicted model, not a curated record